AUGGAGGAAUGGGGAAACACCUACGGAGAGCGGUUUGUAUCUAAGGCUACUUGGGAUCUCACUAGAUGUCGCAAGGAGAAUGUGGUCUGGAGCAAGCUGGUCUGGUUCCCACAGGGUGUACCGCGGUUUGCUUUCAUCACUUGGUUAGCUAUCAGGAAUCGACUCUCAACUGGCCAUCGUACGAGUCAAUGGGGCCAUCCUCAAGGUUGUCUCUUCUGUGGUGAGCCUAACGAGACAAGAGAUCACUUAUUUUUUGCGUGUCCCUACACUUUCACGCUCUGGAUUAAGGUGGUUGGGAACCUGUUUGGACAAGAACCUGAUCCCGACUGGGAUACAACUAUGGCGCAUCUUCUCAUGGGAUCUUUUGACAUGUUGACGUUCAUACUAUUGCGGCUUGUGUUGCAGGUUACGAUCUACUAUAUAUGGCGCGAGCGGAAUGACCGCAAGCACAAUAACUCAGCCCGACCUGUCAAUCAUGUUUCUAAACUGAUUGAUAAAACGGUCAGGAACCGUAUCACUUCCACUGGAUAUGCUCUGGAGCCAAGGCUACAAGGUCUGAUGAGAAGAUGGUUUGAAGCACAUAUUCUUUAA
Brassica napus (rape) is the source of this 591-nucleotide messenger RNA. RefSeq lists its product as uncharacterized. The transcript has a single exon. The coding region runs from base 1 to 591 and encodes 196 amino acids. The record is from RefSeq and is a predicted model, not a curated record. NCBI's taxonomy places the organism in Eukaryota, Viridiplantae, Streptophyta, Magnoliopsida, Brassicales, Brassicaceae.